Bufo gargarizans (Asiatic toad) is the source of this 3301-nucleotide messenger RNA. It is a transcript of the gene SPRTN, whose product is annotated as SprT-like N-terminal domain. The transcript has 5 exons. The record is from RefSeq and is a predicted model, not a curated record. The coding region runs from base 105 to 1520 and encodes 471 amino acids. Gene Ontology annotation, molecular function: metalloendopeptidase activity; polyubiquitin modification-dependent protein binding; single-stranded DNA binding. Gene Ontology annotation, biological process: DNA repair. Gene Ontology annotation, cellular component: nucleus. NCBI's taxonomy places the organism in Eukaryota, Metazoa, Chordata, Amphibia, Anura, Bufonidae.
CGAAGGCGAAUCUAGGCUGGGUCAUAUGACCCAAUGUGGGAGGAGCUGCGCUGCGCCUGUCAAUCAAUACCGCAGACGUUUGGGAAGUUUAUUAUGGCGGAUGCAUGAUGGACGCGGAUCUAGUGCUGGCUAUCCAGCUGCAGGAGCAGUAUAACCGGGAGGAGGCCGGGGAGAAGCGCCGGGGUCAGGCCUCCAGGCCGUCCGCCAGCAGCGCCCAACCCCCGCUCACGGCAGUGGUGGACCCCUCCUGGGAGCUGCUGGACCCCAGCCCCAAUAUCCACGAGCUCUUCCUGCAGUUCAAUGAGAUGUUCUUCUGGGGGAAGCUGGUCGGGGUGGAGGUGAAGUGGAGCCCCCGGAUGACGCUAUGCGCCGGAGUCUGUUCUUAUGAAGGGCGAGGAGGUUUGUGCUCUAUACGUCUCAGUAAACCUCUCCUGAUGCUCAGACCAAGGAAAGACCUUGUAGAGACGCUCCUCCAUGAGAUGAUUCACGCUCUUCUGUUUGUUACUGACAACAAUAAAGACCACGAUGGUCACGGGCCUGAGUUCCACAAACACAUGAACCGUAUAAAUGGUCUCACGGGUUCUAAGAUAUCGGUUUUUCACAGUUUUCACGAUGAGGUAGAGGAAUACAGAAAACAUUGGUGGCGCUGUAAUGGACCCUGUCAGAAUAGACCUCCUUAUUAUGGUUAUGUUAAGCGUGCAAUGAACAGGGCUCCAUCCAGACUAGAUCCAUGGUGGGCCGAACAUCAGAGGUCUUGUGGAGGAACGUUUAUAAAAGUGAAGGAGCCAGAGAAGAAAACUGGAAAAGACAAGAAGAAAGAAGACCCCUCUGAAGUGCAGCCUAGUAAUAGCCCCGAAGUAAAAGGAAAAGCACAUGGACCAGACAUACGUUCAUUUUUCCCAUUCAGUGGCACCGGUUACAGACUCGGUGCGCCCAGCCAAACCUCCAUCUUGGUGAAUGUCCAUAGCGUUCCUUCGUCUUCCAGUAAAGCCUUAUCCAGCUCUCCUGUAAAGCCAGUUCAGACCACCAGUGCCUUGUCCUCUCUUACCAACAAGAGCAUGAACCCAAGGCCCAACCUACCCAAAGUGUCUGUGGCAAACACCAAAGCAUUCAAACAAAUCAAUGGAUCCCCAGUAAGAAUCCCUGUGAAAGACUGGAACACUUCCAAACCAUCAGGGUCAAAGCUUGGCACUCUUGAUGGCUUUACCCAGAAGAGGCUUUCAUUUGCACUUCCCACCUCAUCUCAGGGUGCCCCACCUACCUCCCAGGGAUCAAGCCAUGAUCAGAGUCAAGACCGACCUCCAAAAAGACCUCGUCUGGACACCAAAACCUUGAAUGACAAUUUCUCAGGUGGAAACUCCUUUAAGGAAGAACCAGUCAUAGUUCUAGAUGGUGGUCCAUCAUCUAACCCUACAGCCAGCAACAGCAGUCAGAGUAAGAUGGUGAACUGCCCGGUAUGUGCGGCAAAGGUUUUAGAAACAAAGAUCAAUGAACAUCUGGACAACUGCUUAAAUAGCUAAUACAGACGAGCACUGUUGCCACCUAUCACAAGGGUGUCCUGUGUCUUAUUCCACAUUCCUUGACUAUCUUGUGGAUGUUCAAGUAAUUCCCACACUACUGCUGCUGAAUAUCAUGAUGUGGUCUAUACCACGGACCACUGAGGAAGUGGUAGACUUGACGACAAGUCAGACAGACUUUAAUGGCCACUUUUUAUUUUGGUCAUCUUUGAUGCCUUUUGUAUUAAUCAUAAGUCCUUGAGUCAUCGUCCUCUCUGCUGAUUAGUAGUAGUAUAUGGUACUAGACAGCUGGGUGACAACCAGUAUGGCUGCCAUAAAGCUUUCUUAACGAGCCUGAGCAGGAUUAGAGAAACAUGGCUACUUUCUUUGAGAAAUAGCGCCACAUUUGUCCACAGGUUGUGUGUGGUAUUGAGGUGAAUGGGGUUGAGCUGUAAUGCCUGUGGAUAGGUGUGACAUCUAGAACCCCAGCUUAGUGGGCACCCACUUAGCUGUUCCCAUAGUGUUGUAUAAAGUGCAUUGCACUUACACUGGUACACACUGUAGAUCUGCUGGUGUGGAGGCACUGGGGCGUCCCUGUGGUUUAACCUCUACCAAUGUAAUAGCAUUUAUCCUGUGAACAGAUGAAUCAUGUUUAUGGUUGGAGUACCCCUUUAACAAAUUUGAUGGCUCGGGAAUCUAGGUGAGUUGCAGUUACUCAAUCAAUUUGCACUUUGUAUUCUAUGGAAUGACAGAUCUGCUGAAACUACAUCAUGGCUGCCUUAUUGGUUAUCGACCAGCUUUCCUAGAACUGAGGACAAUUUAAGGACUUGUAUUUACAGGUGAUUUUAUUAAUGCUUGCUCAGUGGGCACUGUGUUAUUCAGUGACAUUUUAAUUGUCCUGCGCAUCGAUGUUGGGUGCAGGAUUUUCUCGCUUGAUACCUACCGCAUGCAGCUGUUCACUUGCUUGUUUUUUUUUUUAUUCCCCUUGAAACAGUGCCACCAUCUUGUCCAUAGGCGGUGACUAGUAUUGCAGCUCAGCGCAACUCACUCAAUUUUUAUUUAAUUUUUUUAUUUUGUGCCAGCAACCUGCCCCCUGAAACAGGAGAUUCAUACUUACCUGCUCCACACCGCUCCAGUCUUUCUUUUGCAUUGUCUCCAUUUCCUGGUCCCCGCACAGUUUUCUUUCGGCUGUUCAUGGUCAGCCAAUGACUGACUUCAGGGGUAUAAUGGCCACAAGUUGCACAUCACUGCUGAAGCCUUUCUUUGGCUGCAGCGGUGCAUGUGACCAUGCCCAUGCACUGCUGGACGAGAACAGUGCAGCGACCAGAAGAUGGAGGCGGUGUGGAGCAGGUAGCUAUGAAUCUUCUGUUGCAGGGGGCAGGCUGCAGGCACUUGCUAAAAUAUAAGUAUUACUGCAGAACCCCUUUUAAAGGGGUUAUCUGGUUUCAGGAGGAACCUUUACAACCCUUGGGAUCCACCUGCACUAAAGAACUGGUGGAAACGUUCAUGAAAGAUCUUGUGCCUCUCCUUCAGUUUUCCCAAUAGCACAUGACCACUGCAGCCUAUCACUGGCAAUACCAGACACCGCCUAUGGAUAAAGUUGGUCCUGUGUGUUUCUAGCUUUACUUGGCUGGAGUAGUAGUCACUGAAUGAGGAUUUCCACAGAAAUUACCUUAAUGGUGAAACAAUGUUUGGUUUUAUCUUUUCUAUGUUAAAUUGAAAAAAAUGUUUUAUUAUAAUAUUGAGUGAAUGGUUUUAUAAAGUUCUGUGUUAUAAACAAUAAAUAAAUUGGCAGAGUGUCUGUG